UUGUAUCCUUGGAUAUGCAGAUGAAGUAGUGGAGGAGCGAAUUGCAGAUGAUGAUGUCAUACUCAUCAAAGGAACUAAAACAACAGGGGUUGUGUCGAUAAUUAUGAGAGGUGCUAAUGACUUCAUGCUUGAUGAAAUGGAUAGGGCGUUACAUGAUGCUUUAUGUAUUGUCAAAAGAACCCUCGAAUCCAAUACAGUGGUUGCAGGAGGGGUGCAGUUGAGGCUGCUUUUUCUUUGUAUUUGGAGUACCUUGCUACAACUUUGGGGUCCCGCGAACAGCUGGCGAUUGCAGAAUUUGCUGAGUCAUUGUUGAUAAUUCCAAAGGUUCUUGUUGUGAAUGCUGCAAAGGAUGCAACUGAUUUGGUGGCUAAGGUUCGUGCGUAUCACCACACUGCACAAACUAAGGCGGAUAAGAAACAUCUGUCAAGGUGAGCUCUUUUUUUUUAGUGAAAUACCGAAAAUGCCAUUUUACUGAUGCUGUUUUGGUUUUGAUUUUUCAGCUAUUAGGAGAAGGUGCUCCAUCUGAUGCAUCUUUUUUAAGUGGAUCAAACAUUAAAAUAGAAGAGAAAUCUAUAAAGUCCAAUUUCACAUCCUUAAAAAGGAGUUGUUCUUCUUGAGCUGAUGUCAUUGAUAAAAAGCUUGCAAAUGAUGACAUGGUUUCCAGGUCCACUUAAUUAGUGACAAUUUACCUUUUUGCCCCUCCCCCAUACCAAAAAAAAAUUCAUCAAUUCUAUUAUGUACAAUAUGAAUGAGAAGCUGAAACAUUAAUGCUACUAUUGAUGAUGCUUAAUGAU
This is a messenger RNA of Lactuca sativa (garden lettuce), 794 nucleotides long. The record is from RefSeq and is a predicted model, not a curated record. Lineage: Eukaryota; Viridiplantae; Streptophyta; Magnoliopsida; Asterales; Asteraceae.